GAUCUCAGGAUUCAUUAUAGGUCUUCACGACGUAAGUGUCAGAAAAACUUCAGUAGAGAAUCCAAAAUUCAAUGGAGAAAUGGCUGCACAAACUGCGUUUUCGCUGCCAUCAGAAAUAACCGAUGAAGAAUAUAUUUACUUGCCUUCAGAUAAAGAAGAUUUUGAAAAAAUUACGCAUCGAAUUGGUGGCAAAUGGAUGGUAUAUAACACGGGAGAUUUGAACCAACAAGACAAAUUCUGGCAAGCUUUAUUUCCUCUAUACCAUAAACGACUUAUCCUCGGUCUGAAAGCCUCAACAGCGAAGGGAACAAAAGCCCAAGCAGAACUAUAUAGAAAAGAUCACAUUAUUUUGUGCUACACUGAAGAUUCGGAUGAUAAAAUGUGGAUGAAAAAUACUGCAGAUGCCAUCCGAGCUGCCACUGGAUUUCGUGAUAUCAUGUAUUAUAAAUCUAAUGCCGCUUCUAUUGACGGCUUAUAUAAUCAUAAAGAACAUAUUAAUGUUUCGAAAUACAUGCAUACCUACAAAGGUAAAUUGUUUGAAAGAGUUAAAUUUGAUCGUUUCAAAAUAAUAACAUUUGGUGAUGUGUAAUUAUUCGAUAUUUGUGUUGAAUACUUGAUUACUUAAUGAAAAUUGGCAAUUUUUUCUAAUAAAUUUAAAUCCUGA
Messenger RNA from Argiope bruennichi, 664 nucleotides. RefSeq lists its product as uncharacterized. NCBI's taxonomy places the organism in Eukaryota, Metazoa, Arthropoda, Arachnida, Araneae, Araneidae. The coding region runs from base 80 to 589 and encodes 169 amino acids. The record is from RefSeq and is a predicted model, not a curated record. The transcript is spliced from 2 exons.